AUGAUUUUCACGAGUAUCUUCACCACGGCUGCGCUGCUCGCUGCUCAUGCUGCCGCUCAUGGCGCUGUAACUAGCUAUGUAAUCGACGGAGUCACGUACCCAGGCUACGAAGGCUUCGCCCCUGCCACCUCCCCCAAAACCAUCCAACGCCAAUGGCCAGACUACAACCCCACCCUCAGCAUCACCGACCGCAAAGUCCUCUGCAACGGUGGAACCUUGGCGCCCCUCAGUGCCUCCAUCGCGGCCGGCUCCAAGAUAAAGGCAAUCUGGAAGCAAUGGACGCACGAGCAAGGCCCCGUAAUGGUGUGGAUGUACAAGUGUUCGACUGGGGACUUCAGCACCUGCGACGGCAGCGGGAAGAAGUGGUUCAAGAUUGAUGAGGAGGGCAUGACGGCGCCGCCGCUGAGUGGGCGGAAUUGGGGUACGGCGAAAGUGAUGAAGAAUUUGAGUUGGGAGUCGAAGAUUCCGGAGGGGUUGGCUCCCGGUAAGUAUCUGGUGAGGCAUGAGCUGUUGGCUUUGCAUCAGGCGAAGACGCCGCAGUUUUAUGCAGAGUGUGCGCAGCUCGAAGUCACCGGUACCGGCACCGCCCAACCCAGCAACGACUACCUCGCCACUAUCCCCGGGUACGCCGCACAAAGCGACCCCGGCGUAACUGUGGAUACAUACAACAAUGCUAUUACCACGUACACAUGUCCCGGGCCCAAGGUGUGGAAAGGGUAG
Plenodomus lingam JN3 is the source of this 720-nucleotide messenger RNA. RefSeq lists its product as uncharacterized. The record is from RefSeq and is a predicted model, not a curated record. Lineage: Eukaryota; Fungi; Ascomycota; Dothideomycetes; Pleosporales; Leptosphaeriaceae.